AUGAACGAAAAUUUGAUGGACAUUUCAAGUUACGUCAAACUCCUCGAUGGACAAGAGCAAGACACCAUCGACCUUCUCAGUCAAGAGUUCGAGGAUGAAGGAAGAUAUAAAAGCAUCAAGAAUCCGGUUGCCACAACAUGGCUCACGUCCUUUGAUCAAAUUCGGCGGCAGAACAGCCUGGCCUUUGUUAUAUGGCCUUCAUGGCAUGCAUCAAUACAAAAGACAUACCGGUCUCGCUACUUCCGCCGGCAAAGUCUGUCGCGAGAGAGAAAGCACUUGGCCUGUUGUGUUCCUAUUCUUUUGUUCACUCACAUCACUCCGGUACCCGUCUUGAUAUGCAUCGCCUUAUCCAGCUUGCAACCGCGAAUUGGCUCAAGUCGGCAUUAUCCAGCAUAUAAUCCCACAAGCCGAAGCGAAUGGCGUGCAGCCAUGCCGCAUGCACUUCAAACAAUUCACCUUACCUCAAACGAGCCGGCAACUGCAGACGCAAUUCAUUUGCUGUCAACUAUUGGCUUCUGUCAGAAUGGUGAUGGGAGAUACAAGGAAGCUAUCCGCAUUCUCACUAUAGCGCUAGAGAAAUCCGAGAGCAUGUUUGGUUACAACCACGAGAAUUCUCUCCUGACUCGUGGCUAUCUUGCGUCUUCCUAUCAAAGUAUUGAGGAGUUUGAAAAAGCGACGAAGAUAUUCGAAGAGAUCCUAGAACAUCGAAUAUCGACAAGUGGUCUCCAAUGUCUUGAGACGAAUCGAACAGUGCAGGAUCUGGCCAUUGUCUAUCGAAUGAGAGGAAGCCUUGAACAUCGCCAGCGAGCCUUGAAAGAUUCGGUACACAAUCUGCAAAGGGCCCAGGAGCUUGGUUCGCAGGCACUCAGGUAUUUUUUGAGGACGUUUGGUCCAGAAAAUGGAGAUACAUUGUCUGCCAUGUUUACCCUCCCUCAGGUGUACUUCACCCAAGGGCGACUAUCGAAUGCUGAAGAGCUAACACAACAGUCUCUGGCUAUCCAGAAGAAAAUGUUUGGGCCAGACACUCUCUGUACAACUUCUGCAAUGACUACAUUGGCAGGCAUAUACAUGCAAAGAUGGAAGUUCCAAGAUGCAGAGCUGCUGUAUGCAGAAGCAUUGAAGAGAGCAAAAAAGUUUCUUGGCCCUGGGCAUCCCACUAUCCUCCGAGAUAUGCACCAGAUGGCAUUGGCAUUGAGGUUUCAAUGUAGACACUUCGAAGCUCUUGCUUUGAUGACUGAAUGCGUUAGUCUCGGGGAGAAGGCACUCGGCUCUAGUCAUUACACCGUUGAACAGAGUCGUGAAUUCGUCAGAAACUGGACGGGUCAAAAAAAUCCUGGCACUCGCUUGAUAACUUCUUUUGUUCCAUUGGAGCGAUGCAACGUGAUAUUGAAACGCCGGAGGUAUUUUCCUGGAAAAAAGAUCAUCGGCGGCCUUUACAGCAUACGGAGGGAGCCGAAGAAUGAUCCAAUGAUUCGAGAGAUCAAAGAUGCCAUGGGCUGCGUGCCAAUUCAACGACGCCACUCCAGUGGUGAAGUCACUAUUGUGAGAAACUCUGAUCUCACAGAGGACUCUAAUGGCCGAAAGCCUUGA
This is a messenger RNA of Penicillium maclennaniae, 1590 nucleotides long. RefSeq lists its product as uncharacterized. Lineage: Eukaryota; Fungi; Ascomycota; Eurotiomycetes; Eurotiales; Aspergillaceae. Bases 1 to 1590 code for a protein of 529 amino acids. Gene Ontology annotation, molecular function: protein binding. The record is from RefSeq and is a predicted model, not a curated record. The transcript is spliced from 3 exons.